AUGACGAUAAACUUCACCACCCCUGUCUGGCUUAUCAGGUACUAUUACAUUGUUGGAACUGUUUCACUGAUUAUUAACUUUGGGACAAGUUAUUUGGUUAUUGCAAAAAGCGAGAAAAUCGAUGGGAUUAGAUAUUUGUUACUGGUUUUCCAGUUCCUAUGCACCAUAACGAAUAUCAACUUUACACUCCUCAUGCAGCCAAUGUCACUUUUUCGAAUUUCCACUGAAAAAUGUCUGAAAUUUCAAAUUUCUGUCGUAAAAUGUCUGCAGUUUCGAAUUACCAUUAAAAAAAUAACUUUCCUAUGCACCAUAACGAAUAUCAACUUUACACUCCUCAUGCAGCCAAUGUCACUUUUUCCGAUUAUGGCUGCGUAUUGCAAUGGGGUCUUGGUAAAGGUGUUCAAUAUCUACUCACAUUAUUUAUUGGCGGUUUGGACGAGCCUCCUAAUAUCGGAAAUAGUUUGUCUUACAAUAUGUUUUGCUUGGAAGCAUAGGAAAAUUUCAAAGCUAGCGAAUCGUUUGAAUGAUGGGACUUAUAAUUUGUUAGCGGUUUUUGCAAUAUUUAUUGCACUUUCUUACUAUUUUCUUGCUACUCAGAUGGAUGUGAAGCGGGAAUUUCAAAUGCAGUAUGUCCGGGAGAUGUACCCCGACUACUACGACCAGUUCCAAUCUCUUAAAAAUUUUGUAAUCUACACUGAAAACACCUGGGCCACUCUUGGUAUUAUAACUUGCUCAAUUGGCUCAUUAUUUUGCGGAACUGUGCUGACCUACACAACAAUUGACAUGCUCAAAAUCCUCAAAAAGCUCAAAAUGAAAAUCUCAUCGAACAGCUAUACCCGGUAUAAGAAUGCUGUGAAAAGCCUUCUUGCUCACUUUUACACGUCAUUACUGAGUAUUCUACCGGUAACCGCGGCGAUGAUCGUUAUGUAUGCAAAGAUUGAGAAUGGUCAAGAUCUGGUUAACGGGGCUGCAGCGAUUGGUGGACUCCAUUCGUCUGUCAAUGCGGUUGUGUUAAUAACUUUUACAAUCCCAUAUAGGAAAUUUGUAAUCAGAAAGUCGGCGGAGAUAUUUGGAGUUAGAAAUAUAGCCAUGUUUUAA
Messenger RNA from Caenorhabditis elegans, 1098 nucleotides. It is a transcript of the gene sri-36, whose product is annotated as Serpentine Receptor, class I. The transcript has 5 exons. The record is from RefSeq and is marked reviewed. Lineage: Eukaryota; Metazoa; Nematoda; Chromadorea; Rhabditida; Rhabditidae. Bases 1 to 1098 code for a protein of 365 amino acids.